This is a messenger RNA of Entrophospora candida, 305 nucleotides long. Lineage: Eukaryota; Fungi; Glomeromycota; Glomeromycetes; Entrophosporales; Entrophosporaceae. The record is from the annotation of a GenBank genome assembly.
AUGAAAUUCCAAUAUUAUUACAAGAGCAUUGUCAGCUUCAAGAACUUGGUGUUAAUCCAGCAAGUAUAUCAUUCAGUUGGUUAACAAUGGAAUCUGAUCGCUUUAUUACUAUACAUGAAUCAAUUGGAGUAAUGCAUCCUAAAAUGAAAAUUCUUGCUUUGAAAGCUCAACGGUCAUUACAAAUAUUUAACCUUGAGGCUAAAGCUAAAAUAAAAUCUCAUACAAUGGAUGAAGAUGUUGUAUUUUGGAAAUGGGUUAAUGAUAAAACAAUUGGACUUGUUACACAAAAAGCUAUUUGUCACUGA